AUGGAAGAUUUAAUUAAUUCAUUCAAGAGACACCUGAUAGUUAAAAAUGAUUUAAAAGGCAAAAUAUCUAGAUUUUCGCUACGGUUCAAAGAUUCGAAAAUCGAAUCACAAUUUGACCAACAUACAAAUAAAAUACAUGUUCUUAAUAAUAGAGUGUUGAUUUCACUAAUCUUGACAUUCGAGAUUAUUUGGACGGUUUCUAAUUUUUUGACGAAUAGCGGUGUCAUUGUUGCUAGAGACAUUGGCAAUUGGAUAGAGCUCUUCAAUACAACCUGUGCUUUUCUGUUGACUUGGUUAUGGACAUCUACCAAUCAUCUUACCAUUGCAUUCUUUCUGCCGCUGGUGUUCUGUACCAAUAACCUACCAAAGGUAACUGGAUACGAUGACGUAACUUACGACCCUGUCAGUCAGAUUCUUCUUUGGUUGAUGUUUGCUGUUCCCGGUAUCAAGUUUUGGAGAUCAACUAUCAUUUCAUUUACCAGUAUAGCUGCAUUGGUCGUUGUUCGAUUAGUACAAAACAAUUAUGGAGUUACCAGAAUUAUUUUCAUUGAGGGUGCCAGUUAUCUAGUCUAUACUAUUUCUAUUCUAACAGCUUCCAGGUCGAUUGAAUUAAUAGAAAGAGAAUUAUAUCUAAAUAUUCGAAAGGAGUUGGAUAUUAUUAAUUCUAAUCAAAUGCUUCAAACAGGAACAAUAGAAGUUGAAAGAAUAGAAACAAUAGAAGAAAAUCAAAGAGUGGUAGAUGUCAAUAUAGUUCUUAGCAAGAAGGAAAAGAAAGAGAUAAAGAAACUUAAAAAGAAGGAAAAGCAAUUAAAGAAACCGCUAAAGACUUCAAGAAUCUAUAUGAAUUAUAUUAAGGAUUUGAAAUCACAGACCAAAAGAUUCCGUUGGGAAUUCACCGAUGCUCAAAAAGAAAGGGCAUUUGUUGAAUAUUACCGACAUCAUGUCAAUGUUGAAUAUCUUGCAAUCCUUACCAUAAUAUUCUCAUCGACCUACUAUUUAAUUCAGGAUCUUCAGAUUUCAGAAUCCAACAUUCGUUACCUCUUUAUUGCUCUUCGUUUCGCAGGAAUGGUUCCAUUCACUUUUGUACUUAUGUAUCUCAGUUUCCUGAGAAAGACUAGGCCGCAUCUCGCCGACAUCAUAAGUACUAUCUUUAUUAUCAUGCUCAUCGGUAUUUACACGGCAAUGUUUGUCAAGAGUCCAGCAUAUCAGACCUCUCUAUUUUACUUUGGCGGUGUAAUGAGAACUCUCUCUUUUUCUGCCACUCAGUGUUUACUUGUACCAUUCGCAGUUCAAAUGUUGGCACAAAUACCAAUCUUACCGAUUGGUUACUAUUUAUUUGGUGAUCCCAUUGUUGGUCAGAUUCUCAUGUGUGUUUCAUUUAUGGCUAUCACAUACAGCUGGACAUUCAACAAAGAAAAAGUCUUUCGUAUCUCUUUUCUACAGAGAAUACAACUCAAUAAACUCGAGUUUAUGGGUACUAAUACUAUCGAUAUCCAACAACAAAGUAGGAGAAGCAGUGAUGGUAGUGAGAAGAAUUCAAUAUCUACACCAACUGUCCCACCAACAGAAACAGAAAUAAUUGAAAAUAAACAAUUAGAAGUGGAAAUCAUUGAAAAAUAA
Heterostelium album PN500 is the source of this 1620-nucleotide messenger RNA. RefSeq lists its product as uncharacterized. Lineage: Eukaryota; Evosea; Eumycetozoa; Acytosteliales; Acytosteliaceae. The record is from RefSeq and is a predicted model, not a curated record. The transcript has a single exon. Bases 1 to 1620 code for a protein of 539 amino acids.